AUGUUAAAAUUAUUUGAUGAACAAACUCAAGAACUCACAAGAUUGAAUGGUCUUUUAUCAAUCUUUGAUAGCUAUAUAAAAACUAUUAAUGAUGAUAAUAAUCAUUGCACUUCAUAUAUGAGAAUAGCAUUAAAAAUCCAAUUAGAAAAAUUGGGAGAAUUCAAUUUCAAAUAUUACAAAACUGAAUUCGAAACUUCCAAAAAGAAAAUCAUAAGAAUUAUUAAUCAUAAAUUAGAUCCUGUAUUAAAUAACAUGGUUGAACAUAAAUUUUAUUCUACAUCUAAUAAGAUUUAUCAGGAGAAAAGAGGUCAACUCACUAAAUAUUUGGAUUAUGAUUAUAUUAUUGAAGAUUGUAGACACAAGGAUAUUAAGAUAUUCAAUAAAUUUCUAGUUGAUAAAUACAAAAAGGAUUAUAUCAAUAGAAAAGUUGAUAAGAUUGAAUCUCUUCCUUCAUAUAAGGUUGUUUUUGUAAAUCCUUCUCUCAAAACUACAAUUGAUCAUAAAAAAAAAUGA
Cetraspora pellucida is the source of this 513-nucleotide messenger RNA. The record is from the annotation of a GenBank genome assembly. NCBI's taxonomy places the organism in Eukaryota, Fungi, Glomeromycota, Glomeromycetes, Diversisporales, Gigasporaceae.